UGACACAGUAACCGUGGAAAGUCUAGAGACAAACGUCGCUCCCCCUCACUUCUCUUCCAAAUCUUUCCAAAAAUUAUGGCGGAAACAUGCAAAGCUCCGGAUGGUAGUGAUAUGUGGACAUUUGGGCUGGAUACCAAAUGGACAAUUCUAAUAGCCUUGAUUCUUGGUGCGACUCCCUUGAUUGUUCUUUUAGGAGUCCCCAAGCUUGUGGGAUAUGUCGGACGCAUUGUGGGGUUUUAUUUGAGGCAAAAGACAGCAGGGAGGAAGGCUCAAGUUUUGGAAAGGGUAGCGAUCGAUGAAAAGGAGUAUAGGAAGAGUAGAGAAAAGAGGCGAGAUAGUGAUGAUUGGGAGAAUGUGGAACCUGAUGCAACCAAAACUGGAGCGAAUGGGGACAAGGAAUGGGAUGGCAUUGUUGGAUUCUUCCACCCCUUUUGGUACAGAGAGACCUCGCCUGAAAUUGUUUUGGCUUAAUUGGCUAACAAUAAUUUAGUAAUGCUGGAGGUGGUGGUGAACGUGUUCUGUGGGCUGCAAUUCUAGCAACUCAAAAGAGAUGGCCCAAUGCGAAAUGCAUCGUCUACACUGGAGAUCAUGAUGUGGAUAAGUCGCAGAUAAUUGCUAGAGUAAAGGUAUAAACAGAAUACCAUUCUCAUCGAAUGUGCCGGCUAAUUACGACAAACAGGAUCGUUUCAACAUUCAACUCCAUCCACCAACGAUUACCUUCCUUUAUCUCACAACUAGACAUUGGGUUUUGGCUUCAACUUGGCCUCAUUUCACGCUUCUAGGGCAAUCGAUUGGUUCCAUUAUACUUGCAUGGGAUGCGUUUUCUCUAGUUGUGCCGGACAUAUUUGUGGAUACAAUGGGUUACGCAUUUGCACUUGGAUUUAGCAAGAUUUUAUUUUCCGAAGUACCCACUGGAGCAUACGUACAUUAUCCUACAAUCUCGACAGAUAUGCUGGGAUCACUGGAUCCUACAUCAGCCACCGGAAAGGAAGGAGUGAAUGCUGGAAAAGGCAAAGGACUGAGAGGAGAGGCAAAGAAGCUCUAUUGGAACAUAUUUGCGAAAUUUUACACCUGGGUCGGAGCAUCCAUUGAUGUAGUCCUCACAAACUCAAAUUGGACACUCGAUCACAUCACAUCACUAUGGGGAGAAUGGCGACGCGACCUAAAGAAGCCCACUGCAACAGCAGUCUUUCCCCCCGUAGCCGUCGAAGAGCUCGAGGAGAAGAUUACAGUAGACGCGGAAUCAGAAUCGGCACGUCAACCAGAUCUUCUUUAUAUCGCGCAAUUCCGUCCUGAAAAGAACCAUCAACUUAUUUUGAGCGCCUUUGCCGCCUUCAAAGCUACCAAAUCUCACGCAGCCGAAGGCUCAAAACUUAUUCUCAUCGGCAGUGUUCGCGACGACUCUGAUUCAAAACGUGUAUAUCAAUUACGGUUGUUAGCAAAUGAAUUACAGAUUAAGGAUGAUGUCGAAUUUCACUUGGAUGCGCCUUGGCCGGAUAUUCUGAAGUGGUUAGGCGAAGCUAGUGUUGGGGUUAACGGAAUGUGGAAUGAGCAUUUUGGAAUAGGAGUUGUGGAGUAUCAAGCGGCAGGAUUAAUCAGUGUUGUUCAUGAUAGCGGUGGUCCAAAAAGAGAUAUUGUUACCAAAAUUGAUGGUUCGCCUACAGGUUGUUUGCCUUUCUUCUUACCCCUUUCCAUCUCGCUUGUUUGUAGCGCAACUAAUCCUUGAACGCAGGCUUCCAUGCAUCAACGGUAGAACAAUUUGCCGAAGGUUUCGAGAGCGCAUUAUCCCUUCCGCGCGAGGAUAAAAUAGCGAUGAGGUUGAGGGCGAGAAAAUCGGCGCAAAGGUUUACAGAAGCGGAGUUUGCGAAGAAGUGGAUUCUAGGUAUGGAACAGCUAGUGGCAUUACGGAGGAAAUGGGAAAGCAUCAGAAGAAACCAAUAGAGGGUGUAUAUAAAAUCUGAUUUAUAUAGGCGAACGCGUCGAAGAUGCGAGCGGGUAGAAUACAUAUGCAAAUACAUAGCAAAUAUCCAAUACAUAGCGAGUUGUCACAUUGUAGGGAAA
Molecule: messenger RNA, 2061 nt
Organism: Sclerotinia trifoliorum
Lineage: Eukaryota; Fungi; Ascomycota; Leotiomycetes; Helotiales; Sclerotiniaceae
Source: the annotation of a GenBank genome assembly